Molecule: messenger RNA, 579 nt
Organism: Physcomitrium patens
Lineage: Eukaryota; Viridiplantae; Streptophyta; Bryopsida; Funariales; Funariaceae
Source: RefSeq, a predicted model, not a curated record
AUGGUGGAUAAAAAAGAAAAAAACGACAAAGGAGAUGCGGACAACGACGACGACGAAGAAUAUAAAAACGACGACAAAGAAGACGAAAACAGCAAAUGCGAUGACGACGACGACGAAGAAUAUAACAACGACGACAAAGAAGACGAAAACAGCAAAUGCGAUGACGACGACGACGAAGAAUAUAACAACGACGACAAAGAAGACGAAAACAGCAAAUGCGAUGACGACGACGACGAAGAAUAUAACAACGACGACAAAGAAGACGAAAACAGCAAAUGCGAUGACGACGACGACGAAGAAUAUAACAACGACGACAAAGAAGACGAAAACAGCAAAUGCGAUGACGACGACGACGAAGAAUUCAAAGACAACGAAGGCAACGAAGGCGGCGGAGAUGACGACGACGACGAAGAAUUCAAAGACAACGAAGGCGGCGGAGAUGACGACGACGACGAAGAAUUCAAAGACAACGAAGGCAACGAAGGCGGCGGAGAUGACGACGAAGACGAAGAAAUGGAGACUGAGGAGGAGAAGAGGAGGAAGCAUUCAACAGGGCAUGGAAGUGGCGAAGAAGAAUAA